This is a messenger RNA of Bufo gargarizans (Asiatic toad), 1143 nucleotides long. RefSeq names its product alpha-2-macroglobulin-like. Bases 65 to 844 code for a protein of 259 amino acids. The record is from RefSeq and is a predicted model, not a curated record. The transcript has 8 exons. NCBI's taxonomy places the organism in Eukaryota, Metazoa, Chordata, Amphibia, Anura, Bufonidae. Gene Ontology annotation, cellular component: extracellular region.
CUCACCCCCAAGAAGGACACUUUAUUACAAGUGCCUUUCAGCAAACGUGGACAUCACAGCAAACAUGAUGUUGGGUAUGAUCAAGGGCCCCAAAGAAAAUCAAGAUCUUAAUUUGCUUGGCCAAGCAGCAACAUGGCUGUCUCAGUGUCAGAAUUCCAGGGGUGGUUACUCAUCCUCACUGGAUACAGCAUCGGGCGUUGAAGCCAUGACUGAGUUUGGUAGACUGGUCAAUGUCAAGGGCACCGAUUUUGAGGUUAUUGUGAGUCAAGGAGAUAAGGAAGUUGCCCGAAUAAAUGUAAACACAGAAAACAAGAUGGUGGUUCAUAGAGUGAACCUGCCCGUUGUAUUUGAGAUAAUCAAAAUUUCCGCCACUGGGACAGGCAACUUCCUCACACAGAUAACAUCGAAAUUCAACACCAGGAUAUCAAAUGAAGACAGCUCAUUCACACUGAAUGUUACUACACGGGCUGAAACCUGUACUGAAGGUGUAGCUCCAGUUAUUUACACUGAUAUCUGUGCCAUGUACACAGGAAGUAAAAACCAAACCAAUAUGGUACUUGUUGACAUUAAAGAAUUGACUGGGUAUACAACUGACAGAGGAUUAGCUUACACGAUGUCGUUCCCCAUAACAACGAAUGAAGUUGAAUAUAGAGACAAUCACGUGCAGUUUUACCUGAUGUCUCUUAAACCCCAGGUUGAGGUCUGCUUCACCAUCACAUCGUUUCUGGACAAACGGGCCUUACUCUAUCAGAACAGCGUCGUUACCAUAUGCGAUUAUUAUGAUGCAGAAAAUGCAGCUUUUGCUGUGUAUACCUACCCCUGCUCACCUACCGCUGUGGAAUAAUCUAGAUGCCUUCAUGUUGGAUCACAUUUCAGGAUAUUUUAUAACAUGAAGAAUUGUCGUAGAUUUUAGUUUGCAAUACUCAAUGAUGAUCUAUAAUAAAAAAAGAAAAAUCAAGCAGAUGAAAAGAACAUUGGAAUGUCAAGGCUAACCGUUUGGAACAUGCCGAGAACUGGAGGAGGAUUCAUUGUGUUCAUUGUUUGGUGGACUGUUUUGUUGAUGUUUUUCUGCUCUCAAAGUCUCUUCUGUGAUAAUCCAUCUGUGAUUUCAUCCAUAAAUCAAAAGUAAAAUAAUUUCUUCAG